UUUCCAGUCUAGGGCUUUAAGUUCUCUCUUCUUCUUCUUUUGCGUUUUUUUGUCUUUUUGGAAAUAAUGAGGAAAUGCCGAGGAAUUGGAGGAUGUUUCCUAAAGUCCAAACAGACCAAGAAAAGUCCAUAAUCUCAGACUCCUAACUAUCUGUAUUUUUGUUCUUUAUUUUUAUAGUUAGGAACCAUUGUAUACAUAUAUGCUCAAGUUAGGCAAACUCUAAAAAUGUCAUAUAAUGCACCAGAAAUGAGAAGAAUUAGCUCUAAAAAAAUGAGAGAUAUCAGAAAAUACAAGAAAUCUUUAGCUCCACGUCUAAGAUGGACUCCACAACUUCAUGAGCUCUUCAUUCAAUCUGUUGAAAGCCUUGGUGGAAGAAACAAAGCAACUCCAAAGAGAGUUCUGCAGAUGAUGGCCAUAAAGGGAUUGAAGAUUUCUCAUGUUAAGAGCCAUCUCCAGAUGUAUAGAAACAUGAAGGAGCACCCCAGCCUCCAUGUUGUGAUGCCAGAUUUCAAUUUGUCUUCGACACUGCUUGUGUCUAAAAGAUCGAGUAGAAAGCAGAAUGAAUCUGGAAGCCAAUUCUGUUGCAAAGAAAGAAAUUCAUCUGAAAACAAUGGUGAAAAUAUUCAUUACAAUGACUUCCAGGAAGCAGAAGGAAGUAUAAGUAGUGGAAUGACAAAGGAGGAAGAACAAUACUGUGAAAAGGAGAUAAAUUUUUGGCCUGUGGAUAAUCAUAAAUAUUUUGACCCUACUAUGGAAAACACUCACAUUAACCUAGAUUUAUCUCUCUCUUAAUUCCUUUUUUUUUUUCUAUUGUUAAUUAUGUGAGUAUAGAGUAGACCCCUAGCUAGUAGGCCAUUCUUCUUAUGCUUAUGUACAUUGUAUUUGUGAUAAGAAUAAUAGAACUAUAUAUGCAUAUUUAGGUACCAAUUAACUAGUUCUUGACCAUGUGAACAAAGAGAUUCUAGUGGAUAUAACUAAGAUUCUCGUUAUUUUUUAGUUUC
This is a messenger RNA of Nicotiana tabacum (common tobacco), 1001 nucleotides long. RefSeq lists its product as uncharacterized. Gene Ontology annotation, molecular function: DNA-binding transcription factor activity; DNA binding. Lineage: Eukaryota; Viridiplantae; Streptophyta; Magnoliopsida; Solanales; Solanaceae. The record is from RefSeq and is a predicted model, not a curated record.